AUGUCAGACUGGACCGAUCCAUUACACUACUCCUCCGAAGAAAGAGAUGAAGAUGUUCGAAAGGGACGAGAUCUCGAUCAACAUCCUUUCAAAGUGAAGGGAAUGACUGAUGCUUCAAAAUUUGUCGACCAACUCGACACUACCAAUACAGCAAAACACGGAAAUCGAGCAGAUUAUAUUUAUGGUGGAGGAAAGGAGAACUAUACAAGCCCGGAGGGUGAUCAUGAUAUUAAGGAACGUCUCCGAACUCAUGUCUAUCGCAGCGUGGGUGAUGUUGGUGAAGUGAGUGACAAGCCAAGACUUUCAACAACGUCGUCGAAGGUGAAUAGUCAUGAAAAUCAAAAUAAAUGA
This is a messenger RNA of Naegleria lovaniensis, 351 nucleotides long. RefSeq lists its product as uncharacterized. The record is from RefSeq and is a predicted model, not a curated record. The transcript has a single exon. Lineage: Eukaryota; Heterolobosea; Eutetramitea; Acrasida; Naegleriidae. The coding region runs from base 1 to 351 and encodes 116 amino acids.